Calidris pugnax (ruff) is the source of this 1292-nucleotide messenger RNA. It is a transcript of the gene NEURL4, whose product is annotated as neuralized E3 ubiquitin protein ligase 4. Gene Ontology annotation, molecular function: ubiquitin protein ligase activity. The transcript is spliced from 9 exons. The record is from RefSeq and is a predicted model, not a curated record. Lineage: Eukaryota; Metazoa; Chordata; Aves; Charadriiformes; Scolopacidae. The annotation marks the transcript as partial.
AUGGGGUUGCCCCCAACGUUGAUGGACCACGACCUUGAGGAACCUCAAGGGGUGGCAACGACCUUGACCCCCCUGGUGGUCUACGGGGUGGUGGACCUCUACGGGAUGGCGGUGAAGGUCACCAUCGUCCACAACCACAACCACAGCGACCGCCUGCGCCGCAACAACGCCAUCCUGCGGGCCUUGUCCCCCGAGGGUGGCCGCCGUCCCCCCGUGUCACCUCAGCCCCCCGCCGGGCCACCCACGGGGCCACCACCCCCACCCCGGCUCCUCUUCCACCCCAACUGCGGGCAGAAGGCGGCCGUGGUCAACGAGGGACGGACGGCGCUGAGGCCACACGCCACGGACGACUUCAACCAUGGGGUGGUGCUGAGCGCCCGGGCCCUGAGGGACAACGAGCUCUUCCAGGUCCGCAUCGACAAGAUGGUGGACAAGUGGGCGGGGUCCAUCGAGAUCGGGGUCACCACCCACAACCCAGCCUACCUCCAGCUGCCCUCCACCAUGACCAACCUGCGCUCAGGCACCUGGAUGAUGACGGGCAACGGGGUGAUGCACAACGGCACCACCGUCCUGGACGAGUACGGCCACAACCUGGACCGUCUCAAGGCUGGGGACACGGUGGGGGUGGUGAGGAGGGACGAUGGGACCCUCCACUUCUUCGUCAACGGGGUGGCCCAAGGACCCGCCGCCUGGAACGUCCCCCCCAACGUCUACGCCGUGGUGGACCUCUACGGCCAGGCCGCCCAGGCCACCAUCGUGGAUGACGGGGAGGUGACAUCGGUGACGGGUGACGGGUCAGAAGGUGACACCCCGGUGUCCCCCGAGAGUUGUCCCCCGUCCCCGGGGGGUUCCCCCAGUGACCUUCGCUUCCACCGUCUCCACGGCACCAACGCCGUCAUCACCAACGGGGGGCGCACCGCCCUGCGCCAGAACUGCCGCUCCGAGUUCAACGACGCCAUCGUCAUCUCCAACCGUGACCUUCGCUUCCACCGUCUCCACGGCACCAACGCCGUCAUCACCAACGGGGGGCGCACCGCCCUGCGCCAGAACUGCCGCUCCGAGUUCAACGACGCCAUCGUCAUCUCCAACCGAACCCCCUCCCCUACCCAAAACCCAACCGUGGAUGUUCUACCACCACCCCCCGUUGAGUUCUAUGGUGGCAUCGUCAUCUGUCACCUGGGGGGCAACCUGGGCCACCUGGGGGGCCACUGGUGGGUCACCGCCAUCCGCCCCGAGGACCUGGAGUUCCCCAACACCAUGACGGACAUCGACUACGACACCUGGAUGCUGAG